AUGUCUGACAACGAAAGUCCUCGUUUACGAGAAAGUGAUUCUUCAGAUCAUUCUCAAGAUAUGAAAUUCGUCGCUAAAACUGAGGAUUACACUCAAUCAACCAACUUAUUAUCUCUUCACAACAUUUGUAAUAUCAUGCAUUCGCAAUCAUCACCUUCAUUAUCACCACAAUGGUUUGAUCCUUCACCCAUUCAACCUUCAACACCAAGUGAAAAUUUAAAAGAUCACAGAGAUCCUCUAGAUGACGCUCCUAAAUUUAACGAACCAUCUCCUACUGAAAUGAUCGAUUCUACUGAGUAUAUGAGUUCUAAAUCUCAUCAAGAUAUUGUUCAUGACAAUGAAGUUCGUAAUGAAAUUAUUCGUAGUAAUGAAGGUCGCAUAAUUGGUAUCCAUGACCUUGCAGAUUUAGCAAUUAACCUUAAUCCAAGGUCAAUUGAGAAUGAUGUCCAAUCCGAUAUAGGUUCUCGAUAUCCAUCAACUUCUUAUGUUACAAAAUCUGUUUAUACUCCUUUAAUCAAUUCUCAAGAUCAUAAUAAAAAGGUUGAGAUUGAAAAUGCUCAAUGUACAAAUCCAAUGUGCGCUCAAUGUCAUCAUUCAAAUUAUUCUGGUGCUCAUCAAUAUCCUUUUCCAAUGCAAUAUUAUAUGGCAUUAACAAAUGGUAACAUUUAUCAACAAUCUCCUUUCGUUCCUCCUACUGCCGUCUAUGCUCCUUCGCAAACUAUUCAAUCUCAAAUUUCUGCAAAGUGUGACCAACAAAUUUCUUCAAAUAAUAAUCCAUCUCAACCUAAAAGAAGGCGACGUAGAAAAACAAAAGCUACUAUAGGUUCUCCAAUUAUUAAUGGUACCAAUUCAAAUAAUCAAAAUGUUGAACAUAAAAGUAAAAAUGGUGAAAUUUAUCGUUGUUCAAAUUGUGGUGCCAGAGAAACUCCUGCAUGGAGAAGAGAUCUUCGAGGCGAAGCUUUACUUUGUAACGCUUGCGGGUUAUAUUUGAAGGUUAAAGGAUGUCAUAGACCGACUGAAGUCGGUGUUGACGGUGAAAUACGUUUAGUAAAAACCGAAAAAUCUGGUAUCGGUGAACCAAAAUGUCAAAAUUGUGGAACUCAAAAUACUCCUUGUUGGAGGGGUCCCGAAGGAAGCAAACUUUGUAAUCGUUGUGGUCUUUUCUUGAAACAACAUGGAUAUCAACGUCCAGGUACUCCACAUGAGAAAAAAGUUACUUCUGUAAGAUUUAGUCCUUAUUAA
This is a messenger RNA of Scutellospora calospora, 1242 nucleotides long. The record is from the annotation of a GenBank genome assembly. NCBI's taxonomy places the organism in Eukaryota, Fungi, Glomeromycota, Glomeromycetes, Diversisporales, Gigasporaceae.